CAGCAGGGCUCCGGCGGGCGCCGCUGCGCCUUCGUCCCCUGCUUCUACCUGGGCGGGCCAGGCAGGCAGGCGAGGACCGGGAGCUAUGGGUGACUGGGGCUUCCUCGAGAAGCUGCUGGACCAGGUCCAGGAGCACUCGACCGUGGUGGGUAAGAUCUGGCUGACAGUGCUCUUCAUCUUCCGCAUCCUCAUCCUGGGCCUGGCGGGCGAGUCGGUGUGGGGCGACGAGCGGUCAGAUUUUGAGUGUAAUACGGCCCAGCCCGGCUGUUCCAAUGUCUGCUAUGAUCAGGCUUUCCCCAUCUCCCACAUCCGCUACUGGGUGCUGCAGUUCCUCUUCGUCAGCACUCCCACCCUGAUCUACCUGGGCCACGUCAUUUACCUGUCCCGGCGAGAGGAGCGAUUGAGGCAGAAGGAGGAAGAGCUGCGGGCCCUGCCAGCUGAAGACCCACAGGUGGAGCAAGCACUGGCGGCUGUAGAACGUCAGAUAGCCAAGAUCUCCGUGGCAGAGGACGGUCGAGUGCAGAUCCGCGGUGCUUUGAUGGGCACCUAUGUGGUCAGUGUGCUGUGUAAGAGCAUGCUAGAGGCCGGCUUCCUCUAUGGCCAAUGGCACCUCUAUGGCUGGACCAUGGAGCCGUUGUUUGUGUGCCAGCGUUCACCCUGCCCCCAUUCUGUGGACUGCUUUGUCUCCCGGCCUACAGAGAAAACCAUCUUCAUCAUCUUCAUGCUGGUGGUUGGACUCAUCUCCCUGGUACUCAACCUGCUGGAGCUGAUGUACCUGCUGUGCCGCUGCUUUGGUCAGGGAAUGAAGGCACAGCAGGGCCAGGUUGCACGCCCAGCCCGGGGCAUGUCCUCAGACUCUUACCCUGACCAGGGCUGCUUCUACCUCCCUAUGGGCAAGGUGCCCUCGUCGCCACCAUGCCCCACCUGCAAUGGAUUCUCAUCUACUGAGCAGAACUGGGCCAACUUGACCACAGAGGAGAGGCUGCCUUCUUCCAGGCCCCCCCCAUUCCUGGACCCACCCCCACAGAGUAGCCAGAAAUCUCCCAGUCGCCCCAGUUCCUGUGCUUCCAAGAAGCAGUAUGUGUAGGGGCUUUGGGCUUGUCACUUAGCAGAGGUGUCCUGAGAAGUUGUCAGGCUGCCCCCUCCUGGAAGACUCUGUAGAGGCAACUGGACCAAGGAAGUAGGUGCUCGCUGGCCAAAGGGCCUCCUGGCAGGUGGCUCUGGAACACUAGGGGCUUUCUGGGGACCAGCGGGCACUACGGCUUCCUCUCCAGACAGGGCCCGCUCAGGGUACUCCUGACCAAGGUGUUGCAGGACCAUUUCCACCUGAUCCUGAGGGAUCCCAAGCCAGCUUACCCCCACCAUUGUGGAAGAAUUAGCAGAGUCGGUGCCAGAUCCAUCUCUGUCCAGAGGACUGGUGCCUUGUUUUCAUCACCUUCCUAGUUCCAUUGUUUAUACUUCUAAAAUAAACAGGACUUGAUCACAA
This is a messenger RNA of Heterocephalus glaber (naked mole-rat), 1486 nucleotides long. It is a transcript of the gene Gja4, whose product is annotated as gap junction protein alpha 4. Gene Ontology annotation, biological process: cell-cell signaling. Gene Ontology annotation, molecular function: gap junction channel activity. NCBI's taxonomy places the organism in Eukaryota, Metazoa, Chordata, Mammalia, Rodentia, Bathyergidae. The record is from RefSeq and is a predicted model, not a curated record. Gene Ontology annotation, cellular component: connexin complex.